This is a messenger RNA of Gracilinanus agilis (Agile Gracile Mouse Opossum), 1350 nucleotides long. RefSeq names its product neuronal pentraxin 2 (gene NPTX2). The transcript has 5 exons. Bases 1 to 1350 code for a protein of 449 amino acids. The record is from RefSeq and is a predicted model, not a curated record. NCBI's taxonomy places the organism in Eukaryota, Metazoa, Chordata, Mammalia, Didelphimorphia, Didelphidae.
AUGCUGGUGCUGCUGGCCACAGGCGUCGUGUUCUUGGUGGUCUCUGGGGGUGGGUGGGGGAUCGGAGUGCGGAGUCAGGAGAGCCAGGCGCCACCUGGGAGCCGGUUCGUGUGCACCUCAUUGCCCCUGGACGCUACUAGUGCAGGCUGUCCACUCCCAGCAGUCCCUAUUCAAGGAGGCGCGCUGACCCCCGAAGAAGAGCUCAAAGCUACAGUGUUGCAGCUGCGGGAGACCAUCCUGCAGCAGAAGGAGACCAUUGGAAACCAGCGGGAGACUAUCCGCGAGCUGACCGGCAAGCUGACCCGCUGUGAGAGUCUGGCUGGCGGUGCCGACGGCAAGUCCGGUCCCUGGAGGAAGGAAUACAGCAAAACUGGGACCGGAAAAGAUACCAUGGGUGACCUUCCCCGAGACCCGGGCCAGGUCAUCGACCAACUGAGCCGGACCAUGCAGAGCCUGAAGGACAGGCUGGAAGCCCUCGAGCACCAACUACGUGUCAAUGUGUCAUAUGCAGUUCUACCUAAUGACUUUCGAGAGAUGCUUCAGAGGAGGCUUGGGGAGCUGGAACGCCAGCUUUUAAGCAAAGUGGCUGAACUUGAGGAUGAAAAAUCUUUGCUUCAUAAUGAGACUUCAGCUCAUCGACAGAAGACAGAGACAGCACUAAAUGCACUCCUGGAAAGAGUUUCUGAGUUAGAAAGAGGUAAUAGUGCGUUUAAGUCACCUGAUGCAUUUAAGGUAUCUCUUCCUCUUCGCACGAAUUACUUAUAUGGAAAGAUUAAGAAGACCCUGCCUGAACUAUAUGCCUUCACUAUAUGCCUGUGGCUGAGAUCCAGUGCUUCCCCAGGCAUUGGGACUCCAUUUUCCUAUGCUGUUUCGGGCCAGGCCAAUGAGAUUGUGCUAAUUGAAUGGGGCAAUAACCCAAUUGAAUUGCUAAUUAAUGACAAGGUGGCUCAGCUUCCUCUGUUCGUUAGUGAUGGAAAGUGGCAUCAUAUCUGUGUCACCUGGACAACAAGGGACGGAAUGUGGGAGGCCUUUCAGGAUGGAGAGAAACUUGGCACUGGGGAAAAUCUUGCGCCCUGGCACCCAAUUAAGCCUGGGGGAGUUCUGAUUCUUGGGCAAGAACAGGAUACUGUGGGUGGAAGAUUUGAUGCUACUCAAGCCUUUGUUGGAGAAUUAAGUCAGUUUAAUAUAUGGGAUCGGGUCUUAAAAGCUCAAGAAAUCAUGAAUAUUGCUAACUGCUCCACCAACAUGCCAGGCAAUAUCAUUCCCUGGGUCGAUAACAACGUGGAUGUGUUUGGAGGUGCAACCAAAUGGCCCGUGGAGACAUGCGAAGAGCGUUUGCUCGAUUUAUAG